AUGUUCUUUUUCCUCUCCCAUUCUCCCUUUUCUUUUUCUUUCUCGUCUCGUUGGUCGCCCUCCAGUUGCCAAACAGAAGAAGAAGCGAAAGCAGAAAUCAUCUCCGUCUAUCCCCCAUGUGCUGACCUCGGCUUCCUCCAAUUAGAUCCAGCCUAUCUUUGUCUGCCUAGAAUCCUAUUUUUUACCGCGGACAUAGGGAAGAUCAAGGAGAUAAACGCUCACGGACUCACUACUUCUUUUAUUGUGGUCCCUUUUCCUCCUUUCGCUGUGCCUCUACACUACUCUCUUUUUUUCCCUACUACUCCUUGGACGAGCGUAAAGAGCAAGCUCUCCGUCAUGCUCGCUUUGGAGCGCCCUGCUCGCGAGCAAUCUUACCUCCAACAACUCCCCAUGGAUUCGUCUGCCUUUAGCGGCCCGCUAGACUCCCUUGACCCGCAGCAACAAGCGCUCUUUGGGGCAUACAACAAUAGCAGCAGACUUUCAUGCGAUCCUUAUCCAUUUAUGCUCCAGCAACCCUUGGCUCUGGAUUCUCCGCUGCUUUACCCUGCCAAAAGUGAGUUAAGGCUGGCGCCAAAGCCCUCCAGCUCGCCACAGUUUCUACCGCUCUCUCAGCCCGGCGAUCGGUACUCUUCGAUCAGCUCCUCGGCUUCUACCCACUCUCUUCCCAGCGCAACAAAUUCAUCAAUAGGUUCCCCUUAUCAAGACCAGUGGCUUGACCUCGACGUCUCCGUGGGUGCGGAGCAAGUAGCCAUGGUUGGUGAAGGGUAUCAAGGUGACUUCCUGUCUAAUAGCAUCGACCCUGAGAUGCUAUAUGCGAGCGAAAAGUUUUCCACUCCUUAUGUGGGUAAGUACUUUCUAGACCUCGUUUUCUCUCUUCUUUCCAUUCUUCCUCUUUUAUAUCCUAUAAAUCUUGUGCCUGUUGGUCGAGCGAUAUAA
Trichophyton benhamiae CBS 112371 is the source of this 936-nucleotide messenger RNA. RefSeq lists its product as uncharacterized. Bases 1 to 936 code for a protein of 311 amino acids. The transcript has a single exon. NCBI's taxonomy places the organism in Eukaryota, Fungi, Ascomycota, Eurotiomycetes, Onygenales, Arthrodermataceae. The record is from RefSeq and is a predicted model, not a curated record.